AUGGCAGCCCCAAUCACCCUUGUCGUCGGUGCUUCCCGUGGGAUCGGCUAUGAGCUGGUUCGACAACUCGGGCAGGACCCUACUGAAACUGUCGUUGGGUCCCUACGAAAUCCGGAGAGCUUUCAGCCUCCCCACGAUCACGUCAAAUAUCUCGCUUUGGAUCUUACCAACUCGGCGUCGAUCACCAAAGCGGCUGCGAAUAUUGAGGAACUCGACACCCUGAUCAUCAAUGGUGCUAUCGGUGAUAAUGAAAGGCUGAGUUCUAUUCCCACGGCGAGAUUGAGUGAUUACCUGGACACAAAUGUGGUGGGACCGCUGCGCGUGGCCCAAUCUUUCAUUCCGGCUCUACUUCGUCGACCAACCCGCAAAAUUAUCUUUAUAUCUUCAUAUUGCGGUUCAUUCGGUGUUCAAGUGGACAACCUAUGCGGUUGGGGAGGUCUGUAUGCCGUUUCCAAGGCAGCGGAGAAUAUGCUUGCUCUUCAGCUGCACCAUGAGCUGAAAAAAGAUGACUUCACGGUGAUUCCAAUUCAUCCGGGCAAUGUGGCGACAGACAUGGGAAACAUUGGCGGUGGUGGCGGAACACCAGUGGACGAAGCAGUGGGAAGAAUUCUCACGGUUAUUCGUACUGCAACACAGAAGGACUCGGCCAAAUUCUUUAGCCACGAUGGGUCAAUCCUGCCGUGGUGA
This is a messenger RNA of Penicillium salamii, 687 nucleotides long. Lineage: Eukaryota; Fungi; Ascomycota; Eurotiomycetes; Eurotiales; Aspergillaceae. The record is from the annotation of a GenBank genome assembly.